This is a messenger RNA of Cajanus cajan (pigeon pea), 2244 nucleotides long. RefSeq lists its product as uncharacterized. Lineage: Eukaryota; Viridiplantae; Streptophyta; Magnoliopsida; Fabales; Fabaceae. Gene Ontology annotation, molecular function: transmembrane transporter activity. The record is from RefSeq and is a predicted model, not a curated record. Gene Ontology annotation, biological process: transmembrane transport.
AUGGAUUUUACAGACACAAUACGGAAAUCCAACAAAGAAUGAAGUUUCGCCAAAAGGGUCUUCUCGCACGACGCACAUACUACAAAAACUUGGAAGCUACGUCUCGUGGUCCUUUUGCUUUGCUUUGUGUUAAUAUCGUAAAAGGACAACUGGAAUCUUGUGUUCUGUCUCUUUGGUCACUCUCUGACUCCACAAUCACUAUCGAAUUGAGUAAAAAACAAAAGCAACCGAACCAACUAAGUAAGAAACAACACACUUACAUAUACAUAUACACAAACUUGUUAUAUUUAAGCUAGUGUACCAGCCAUUCUAGAGCUUGUGUUGUGAGUAUACAAGUACAAUAACCAACAUUCUUGUUAUUGUGUUUUGGAAUGGAGGGGUUAGGCUUAGGGGGCUUGAGUCACCUUUUUGUGACAAUGUUUCUGACGGGGUUUGGUGGUGUCAUAGCUCUUCCUGCAAUCACCGAUGUUACCAUGGCUGCACUCUGCCCUGGUCAAGACCACUGCUCCCUUGCCAUUUAUCUCUCUGGCAUUCAACAAGCUAUGGCUGGAGUGGGGUCAGUGGUGAUGACGCCAUUAAUAGGAAACUUGUCCGACCGAUAUGGCAGGAAAGCAUUGAUCACGCUUCCUCUCACACUCUCUGUCAUUCCUCACGUGAUAUUGGCAUAUAGCAGGGAGACGAAGUUCUUCUACGCGUACUAUGGAGUGAAAACUCUUGCUGCCAUGGCAGGAGAAGGGAGCUUCCAAUGCUUGGCUCUUGCAUAUGUGGCAGACAAGGUUCCAGAUGGGAAACGAACAUCCGCAUUCGGAAUACUAGCUGGUGUUGGAUCAGCAUCAUUCGUUGGUGGAACAUUAGUCGCACGUUUCCUAUCCACUUCUUUAACAUUUCAGGUUGCUUCAGCCUUGUCAAUGAUUGGAUUGGUGUACAUGAGAAUUUUCCUUAAGGAUAGUGUGCCUGCUGGUGCCAUCAAACAGCCAUUAUUGAAAGAGGGCGAGGAACCAUGUGCUGAAGAUGGUUCAUGUUCAUCCCAAAGGACAACAGGAACAUUCAAGAAACUGCCCUCAGUGGGGGAUAUAAUUUGUUUGCUUAAGAUUAGUCCCACAUUCUCGCAAGCAGCAAUUGUUUCAUUUUUCAAUAGUCUUGCAGAUGGUGGCUUGAUGGCUGUAUUGCUGUAUUAUUUAAAGGCACGUUUUCAAUUCAACAAGAACCAGUUUGCUGAUUUGAUGAUGAUUAUGGGAAUUGGAGCCACUCUGACACAACUAUUUUUCAUGCCCAUUUUAGUGCCUGUUAUAGGAGAGGAGAAGCUGCUCUCCACAGGGCUCUUAAUUAGCUGCAUAAAUAUCUUUAUCUACAGCAUAUCAUGGGAAGCAUGGGUUCCGUAUGCUCUAGCAGGUUGCUCUGCUUUUGCAGUUUUUGUGCGCCCAAGUUUAUGCAGCAUUGCAUCGAAGCAAGUCGGGCCUACUGAACAGGGAAUGGUUCAAGGAUGUCUUUCAGGAAUUAAUUCCAUCGCCAACAUCAUUGCUCCGUUAAUUUUCAGUCCACUCACAGCCUUGUUCCUGUCCGAAGAAGCACCGUUUUAUUUUCCUGGCUUCAGUCUAAUGUGCCUUGGGCUAGCCCUGAUGGUAGCAUUUGUUCAGAGUCUAAUGAUCCGCGCUGAUACUACUAUUGCGGGUGGCAAAAUUAGCAGCAACCGCUGCACGGAUACUUUGGUCUAAGGUGGAGACUAGUAAUUUUCUCAAACAAUAUACAUAAUCUCUUUAUGCUUCGUUUUGUCUCGGCAUAAUUGCUGUUCGUAGCGCAUAUCAGACGACAAAUUAGAAAGAUAGCAGAAGGAAUCGCACUGUAAGUUUAGAUUCUGGAGUCGACAUAUAUGCUUUGGCACUUAGAGAUGUAGAACACUAAAUAGCAAAAUACAGAAAAUAGAACGUGAAGUUGGUUCUGAAAUAUAAUCUGGUGAAUCAACUGCAGAAGCACAGAUUUCUUGCCAAUUAUGUAGAGGAAAUAUGGCAUAUAUUCAAGAACCAUAGGGUGUCAUCAGUUACUUAGCCAUUCAAACUUUCAAUAUUAAUCAUUGUAUAUAAACACCCUUCCUUAGCCCUAUGCUGUAACAUUUCUAGCUAGUAUAUUUCUCCCAAGUUUCCACUGCGUAGUCAUUAGUCAAGGACCUUGUAAUUUUCAUAUUUCAUGUAAUGGAUGGUUAAUUUUCAUAUUAUAUCAUUACGCAAAGAAAAGUCCCAUUCACUA